AUGCUUACAGAAUGUGAGAGGAUCCUUGGUGAAGGCCUUCAACGGCUUCCUUCCAAUCAUAACUACCGCUACGGUCCCCAAGCAGAGAAAGAUCUGCUCGAGCUCCUCUUCCGUUCGCUUACCGGUCAUAACGAAGAACGCCUUCGACAACUAUUCCCCGAGGGGCUGCCAACCGGGCCGUGGAAGCUAGCUGAAGCUCAGGGCGCCAAGGAAGGUGCAGAAUAUACCGAAGCUGCGCGGGGCAAGCGUUGUGGUCAUAUCUUCCGAGCCGGGGAGGCGACGUAUCGAUGCAUCACUUGCGCUGCGGAUGAUACCUGCGUGCUUUGCAGCCGCUGUUUCGACUCAUCCGAUCACACCGGCCAUCAGUACCAGAUUUCUCUUUCCUCGGGGAAUUGCGGAUGCUGCGACUGCGGUGAUGAGGAGGCCUGGCGACUGCCCUUGUUCUGUGCGAUCCAUACGGAUAGCGGCGAUAAAAAGGGCAAGGAGCGGGAGCAGGCUCCGCUCCCGCGGGAGUGGGUGGAUAAUAUUCGGCUGACUGUCGCUCGAGCGCUCGACUAUUUCUGUGAUGUGCUCUCUUGCUCGCCGGAACAGCUGCGAUUGCCGAAGACGGAAGAGGGUAUCAGGCAGGACGAAGAGGCAUCACGGCUACGUCCAGGGUGGUAUGGUGAGGGUGACCUGGCUGAGGAAGAGCCGGAGUUUGCGCUCGCGUUGUGGAACGAUGAGAAGCAUACCAUUCGCGAUGUUGCUCAUCAAGUGAGCCGGGCUUGUCGAGAGCGGGAUUCCUUUGGAAACGAUAGGGCGCAAGAGACCAAUGAUUAUGGACGGAGUGUGGUUAAGUACUCGAAGGAUUUGCAAAGGUUGUUGGCCGUGUCAAAGAUUAUCGAACAGAUCAAGGUCACCGUUACGAUUCGGUCCGCCCGGGAUACGUUCCGCGAGCAAAUGUGCGGGACCAUCGUCGAGUGGCUGGCAGACAUUUCUGGAUGCAGCGUUCUUGAGGACAACGAGAUUUUACGCCAUACCGUCUGUGAGGAACUGUUGAGCCCAUGGCGUCGCGGCAGCGGAGCCUUCAAUGCAGAUAUUGGUAUGAAAGGUAUCGAUGACCAGGAGAAGUCGGACAAUGCACCGUAUCGUACCGUAAUGCUCACGGUAUCUCCUCAGGGUCAAGUAGUAUUGGCCGCGGAUGAUGAUGACGAGGAUGAGGAUAUCGAAAAUGGCGAUGAGCAGGGCGCAAACGAAGACGGUGAGGACGAUGAAGAUUUUGUUGAGGGUCAUGAUGAUGAUGCCGACGAUGAAGACGAAGACAUAGAGAUGGAUUUGAAUAGGUUGCGCCAGGAAGUGGAAGAUGAAGACGAGGAUAUGGUGAUGGGAAAUGCGGAUGAUGCACUGGACACUAUCCAAGCUCUCUUAGGGUUCGCUCGUCAGCGACAGAACCCCGAACAGCAGCAAGAGGAGGAGGAAGAGGAGGAGCAACCACAUGCAGAAGCAAUUGAAACCGAGGCGCAGACUGCCCCUAAUGAUUCGGUCUCCAGUGAGACACACGAUGAUGUCUCGGCGUCUUACGUUCCCAUCCCCAAAACACCCUCUGGUGUAGUUAAGCCUUCCCCGGCAAAGACCCCAAGUUACUGGCAAGUCAGAUCGUCCGUACCUAAGAGAGGGGACAAUGUCCCCCCAUAUGAGGAUUUAUGGCAGCGCACGCGUCUCGACUGGAUGAUUCUUUUCGACCUCAGACUUUGGAAGAAGACACGUACCGAUCUUCGCGAUCUCUACAUUGGCACUGUCGUGAAUGUCCCUCAGUUCAAGCGGAUCAUGGGCUUGCGCCUGUCUGCUCUUUACACUGCACUUGCGCAACUUUACCUGAUUGCCGAUAGAGAGCCAGAUCAUUCCAUUGUAAACCUCUCCUUGCAGCUUCUUACCACGCCUUCAAUCACGGAGGAGAUAGUCCUUCGAGGGAACUUCUUGACUAAGGUCAUGUCUAUCUUGUAUACUUUCUUAACUACGAGGCAGGUUGGUGAGCCAUACGAGGUAAACCCCAAUGCAACGCUGGCGUUCGACGCUGGUUCCGUGACAAAUAGGCGCCUUUACCACUUCUUCUUGGAUCUACGGUAUCUUCUGCAGUCUGAGUAUGUACAGAACCGCGUGCGGACCGAAGAACAAUAUCUCUGUCAGUUCUUGGAUUUGGUCAAGCUCUCGCAGGGUAUCUGCCCCAAUGUCCGUGCCGUAGGGGAGCACGUCGAGUAUGAGACGGACGCUUGGAUUAGCGCAUCUAUUCUCAUGCGGGAGAUAAAUAGGCUGUGCCGUCAAAUCUGCGAAGCAUUCCGUAAUCCCGACGUCGACGGCGGUGAGAACUUGCUGCGAGCACUUAAAGUGGCUACUGUCUCCGCUGUUGCCCACUCCACUGGAAUCGAGCGCAAGCGUUUUGACCAAGCGGAGAUCAAGGAGUACGUUAAGUUCAAAUCCUUGCCGUUCUUUGACUUCGAGGGCGACGAUCAACCGGGUCAGGUUUCACGCCACCGUGUCGUAGACUUCGUCGUUGAACGAGGCUCUAUCAGUUUUCAUCAUGCGUUGCACUACACUCUUUCCUGGCUACUUGAAUGUGGUCGUAACAUGAGCAGCUCUUUGAUGCGCGAUACCCUACUUGAGGCAGCACAGAUUGCGAACGACAAUUUUAUUCAUGAUAGCAGCCUUGCCCCAGAGGAUUUGCUUCUGUCAAUGUUCGACUACCCUCUCAGGGUUUGUGCCUGGCUGGCCCAGAUGAAGGCAGGCAUGUGGGUCCGCAACGGGCUAAGUCUCCGGCAUCAGAUGUCACAAUACCGAGGUGUAUCGUCUCGCGAUUUCGCAUACUACCGUGAUAUCUUCCUGCUUCAGACGGCUCUGGUAACAUGUAACCCAAGCCGUGUCCUCGCGUCUAUUGCGGAUAGAUUUGGAAUGGUUGACUGGAUGACGAGGAACUAUAUGCCACGUGCUGGCUACGAAGAUAACCAGAUCAUCGAUGUCGCCGAGGAGUUCGUGCAUUUGCUUGUCAUCUUGUUGACGGAUCGGAACUCUCUCACGGCUAUAGAUGAUGGCGAUGCCGCGAUGAGCGAAAAUAUUCGUCGUGACAUUGCACACGUUUUGUGCUUCAAGCCUCUAUCAUUCUCGGACCUAUCGACCCGCCUCAGUGACAAGCUGCUAGACUCGGACAUGUUCCAGGACGUGCUGGAAGAGGUAGCAGGGUUCCGCCCCCCUGAAGGGCUGAAUGAUACCGGCACCUUCGAACUCAAAUCCCAAUACAUUGAUCUCAUCGACCCGUACAGCGCCCACUACACCAAAAACCAGCGAGACGAAGCGGAGAAUAUAUAUAAGGAAUGGAUGGCCAAGAAAACUGGCAAAAAGCCAUCCGAUGUGGUGUUUGAACCUAAACUCCGGCGUAUCACUUCUGGGGCAUUUAUCGGACUUCCACGCUUCACAAGGACCUUGCUAUUUGCCCAGAUUGUUCACCAGUGUCUCGACUAUGUUGUCUCCUCAAAGGAGUGCACACCGAACAUUCCACCUACCCGUGUUGAGACUUUCUUGCAGGUUGUUUUGCACUUGAUUCUUGCUGCUGCUCUGGAAGACAGCACUGAGGAAGAUGAGAUGACAGAGGAGCCGAUGGAGUCAUUCGUGUCUCACGCACUAACGAAAGAUCGAACCACCCAGGCAGGCUACCUGACCAUCGUUGGCCUCCUGGAGAAGAUUUCCAUCAUGAGUGAAUUCUCUGCUUGUGGCCCUAAAAUCCGCCAUAUUCUUAAGAAGCUUUGGCAAAAACGUCCCCGUACAUAUGCUUCUGCAACAGCUGCGCUCAGAUUCCCAUUCGACAGAGUCGACACAAAUUCUCCCGCUAUUGACACCGAUAAUGAGAAAGAGAUCAAGAAGAAGCAAGCUCUCGAAAGACAGGCAAGAGUCAUGGCUCAAUUCCAGCAGCAACAGCAAAACUUCUUGAACAGCCAAGGCGCGAUCGACUGGGGCGAAGAAGAUUUCAGCGACAUGGAGUCUGAGCCUGAAGCUGCCCCUGAGACCAAGCUCUGGAAGUAUCCGAGCGGCACUUGUAUUCUCUGCCAGGAGGAGACAAGUGACUCCAGGCUGUAUGGAACUUUCGCUUUGGUUCAAGAUAGUGGUAUCAUGAGACAGACAGAUAUACGAGACCCCGACUGGAUCCGGGAGGUGUUGAAGACCCCCUUGAGUUUGGACAAGUCUGCUGAAAGUGUGCGGCCUUUUGGAGUCGCAGGCGAAAACCGCACUACAGUGAAGCGGCUUGAUUCAACUGGCGGGGAGGUUAUCAGUGAGAAAGUCGGGUUGAGUAAAGGCUUUAAUGCGAAGAAUACCCUGCGUGGGCCUGUCACAACGGGUUGCGGGCACAUCAUGCACUAUUCCUGCUUUGAAGUCUAUUAUACGGCUACUCAACGACGCCAGAGCCAGCAAAUAGCGCGAAACCACCCCGAGCGUCUGAACUUCAACGAGUUCGUUUGCCCUCUUUGUAAGGCUCUGGGUAAUGCAUUCCUACCGAUUACUUGGAAGGGCAAGGAAGAAUCUUAUCCUGGUGUGCUAAACACAACUGUGUCUUUCGAUGAUUUCAUGACUGGGGAGGUCAAAUCUGCUCUGUCUCACCCACGCAACUAUGCGCUGCUCAUGGAACAUAACAAAAUUCAACAGCAGUCUUAUCAGGACCUUUUCCUUGACUACCUCAACAAGAGCUUAGUUCCCCCACUCGCCUCCAAAACAGAGCAAUUAAUGACUUCCCUACUCCCAUCGACCGCCCAUUAUGUUCAGCAAGCGAGGUUGCCGGUGCCUGGUCUCUUCCCAUCACAAGAUGAUCUUCCCGCUGCCAGUCCGCUCCAGCAGGUGUCCAGCCCAGGCGACAGCCCAAUGUCCGAACUUCUGCAGAUCUACAAGCGGCUCAAGCAGACGCUCCGGUUGAAUCACAUCUACUCAACGUUCAGCCAUCACCCAGACACCAUAAAGACAGAUGACCUCGUCCACACUGAUUCGCUCUUCCAGACUUUCGGCUUUAGCAUCGCUGCGGCUGAAAUUCAGCAGCGCGGGGUUGAAUCGGAGCCAGGAUCGACUGUACUGGAGAAGAUUCCCCAAUUAACCCUGACCCACCUCCGUGUUCUGGCUGAGUCGGCUUUGACAUACGCCGCGGUUGGGUGCUUGCAUGACAGCAACGGACCUCACACUCGUUCCGCUGAUGAGAUCCAGGAGAUGCACCGCCAGAAGAUUUGUCAAUUAUUUGUGGGUCAUCCUUGCUUGAGUGGAACGGCGCUGUUGGAUGAUGUCCGCGAAAUUGAGCCACUACUGGGCAAAGACAUUUUCGUGUUCCUGGCCGAAUGCUCUUUAUCCCUGCUGCCGAUUCUUAAUAUUGACAUUCGCCAUCUCAUCCAAAUGUGCUAUGUCGCCGAGAUUGUCAAGGUCGCUGUGACCUACAUUCUUUGGCCCCUCGGACUGAAGGAAGAACUGGCACAAAAUGGUGAUGCCCAUUAUCUGUUGGAUAUAGAGCUUUCGGAUGAGCGAUACAAGUCCGCCAGGCAAUUCUUCAACUCUAUCGUUACGGAACUCAAGUCGAAUUCCGUUGGACGGGCAGAAGGAUCAUCAUUCCCUGCCGAGAGUGGCUAUGUCAAGGACGGGGAGGAUUCUGCAACGCCCGGCGUGGUCAUUGCGUUGAGACGUCUUGUUUCAAGCUACGCAUUGACGUUCCUGCGCAAGGCUGUCAUCCUACUCCAUGUGCAGCACGGGGUUGAAUUCCCCAACACAGGGUUCCACGACUUGGGUGUGUCCGAGUUGGACCGUCUCACUAAGACCCUGCACCUUCCUUCGAUCGAUGAGAUCUUUGCGUCUAUCAGCACGGCGAGGAAGAGUGGCAGUCCUUUCGAUGCUGUGAUAUCGGGUUGGAUCUUCCACUGGAACGCCUCGCGCUCUGGCAUCCGCAUUGGCGAUCACAAGUUAUGGCCCAGUCUCUCGCAUCCGGCCAUCUUCGAACUCGUUGGGCUUCCCAAGUAUUACGACAGUUUGAUUGAAGAGGCCAACCGGCGACGCUGCCCGAAUUCGAAAAAGGAGCUAAGCGACCCCAGUAUCUGCCUCUUCUGUGGGGACAUCUUCUGCUCGCAAGCUGUGUGCUGCAUGGAGAAUAAGAUGGGUGGCUGCAAUCAGCACGUUCAAAAAUGCGGCAAGAAUAUCGGACUAUUCAUCAACAUCCGCAAAUGCACGGUGCUGUAUCUCCACAACCACCAUGGCUCCUGGCACUAUGCGCCUUACCUGGACCGCCAUGGGGAGGUGGAUCCCGGCCUCCGCCGCAAUCGCCAACUGAUCCUCAACCAGAAACGAUACGAUCGACUCCUCCGCGACGUAUGGUUGUCGCACGGCAUUCCCGCGACGAUCAGCCGGAAGUUAGAAGCUGAUAUUAACAAUGGAGGCUGGGAAACUAUCUAG
This is a messenger RNA of Aspergillus oryzae RIB40, 6441 nucleotides long. Its product is annotated as putative ubiquitin-protein ligase E3 component (UBR1). The transcript is spliced from 2 exons. The record is from RefSeq and is a predicted model, not a curated record. Gene Ontology annotation, biological process: protein ubiquitination; ubiquitin-dependent protein catabolic process via the N-end rule pathway. Lineage: Eukaryota; Fungi; Ascomycota; Eurotiomycetes; Eurotiales; Aspergillaceae. Gene Ontology annotation, molecular function: ubiquitin protein ligase activity; zinc ion binding. Gene Ontology annotation, cellular component: cytoplasm; ubiquitin ligase complex. The coding region runs from base 1 to 6441 and encodes 2146 amino acids.